Messenger RNA from Spodoptera exigua (beet armyworm), 1072 nucleotides. Lineage: Eukaryota; Metazoa; Arthropoda; Insecta; Lepidoptera; Noctuidae. The record is from the annotation of a GenBank genome assembly.
CCGAACGAAACAACAAAACGUCAAAUCCUUUAUCAAAAUUUUCAGUGUUGCGAAAAGGUUUUAACAAAGUUAUCUAUUUGUUUGUGUAAAGAACAUAAUAAAAAUGGCUUUAAUACGAUCCGCUAGCUUUAAUUUAUUUAUUGAGAUUGUAGUGCGUAUAAUGCUAUUCACCACUUUCUGUUAUAUGGAAACAAUGAUACCAUUUGUCCGCGUCGUUCAAAAAGCUGAACUGGAAACAUACUACAUGUACCCUAGAGUGGACUCCUACGUGCCAGGCAGCGUACUGUGGACCAUCGUUCUCGCUGUACCCUGCCUCAUAUCUCUAAUGGCGUGGGCCUGGUAUAACGACUGCAAUGACGCCUUCGAGAUUCUCCUAUCAUGGUCCUUGGCUCUCGGUAUCAAUGGAGUUCUAACUGACAUGGUCAAACUCAUUGUUGGACGACCGCGUCCCGAUUUCUACUACCGUUGCUUCCCUGAUGGCGUGGAGCCGAAGGUCCUCGGAUGUACCGGAGACCUGGCGGAUAUCCUCGAAGGUCGCAAGUCAUUCCCCAGUGGACAUAGCAGCCUCUCCUUCUGUUCCCUGGGCACAGCAUCGCUCUGGAUUUGCGGCCGGCUUGGAGUCCUCUCAAGGCGCCGUGGCAGUGCAGUACGAGUGAUAUCCUGUCUUCUACCCCUGAUGGUAGCCACCUGCAUUGCACUGUCCAGGAGUUGCGAUUACCAUCAUCAUUGGGAAGAUAUCCUAGUGGGUUCAGUUUUAGGGUUCACCGUGGCAAUAUUUUGCUACCGCCAAUACUACAAUCCGCUAUCAUCCGACCUAGCCGGGGUUCCAUACAUUGUGUCAUGCGUGAAUUCCGCAAAAUAUUUCAACGGGAAACCAGAUAGUCCUGUCAAGGAGAUCAAAGAAGAGGCCACGCCCCUUUUGGGAGCGAAAAAGGAUGACAAGUGGAUCUAGAAAGUGGUGAGUCGGGUUUUUUAGUAUAGUCAGUUUUGAAAUGGAAAGAGAGAGGGAUAUUGAGUAUGGUUUUGUCUCUGUUGUUUUCUUCAGUAUUUUUUUUAUGUGUGGUUUAUUUAU